CUGGAAAGCGCUCGAUCAACCAUUGGACGGCGGCCUGCAGGCUUCGCGACACGAGACGGAGGGCUGCUUCGCAAAGAGCACGUGGACAUCCCUCGAGGCCGUGUCUGCUUGCUGCGACAUACAUAAAGCCUCGAGUCCUCGUCGCUGCCUUCCAGACGGCAUCAUACGCGGAAUCCACACACUUCCUCUACCAUCCGAACAUCCCAUAAUUCGAGGCCAAUGCCCCUGCAAUAGCGAGCACCCGAGACAAGCGCACGGCAAGACGGACGGACGGCUGCAUGCGCGUGCGCACCCAUGAAAGACACGCGAGAUGCGGCAUCGGGCUCAGACAUAGGGCUGGAUGGCCAGAAGCCUGCUCUGCAGGUAAUCUGUCUUGGCUCCAGCGGUGGGCCGAGCGAGGAGAAUGUCUCAGGCUUCUUGGUGCGGUCGUUGGCGAGUGAGUGGUCCAAGAAUUCGAUGCUGGCCGUCGAUGCCGGAUCACACCUCGCGCCUAUCAUACGCAUAUUGGAACGCGAUUUCCCCAGCAUAAGUGCCGAUCCGAGCAGAAGCGGCGCAAAUGGAGGCAAUACAUCAAAUGGUGGAGGCAGACCCGUGCCAGUAAAUGGUCGAACUCCCUCUCCUCUAGACGACAAUGAGCAGGCCAAACUAGAACCGAAGAUACUAAAAUCCGGCCCUUUCGCAGGGUUGAAGUUUCCGAAUGAGUCCGCGAGGGCGAAUGCUUUACAUGUUUUGAGGACCUAUAUUUCGACUUAUCUGAUCACCCACCCACAUCUAGAUCACCUUUCUGGUUUUGCCAUCAACACGGCUGCAUUCGCUGCUACCUCGAAGCCUAAGACACUUGCGGCCUUGCCAAGCACUGUCGAUGCGAUCAAGACUCACAUCUUCAACGACGUGAUAUGGCCCAAUCUAAGCGAUGAAGACGGCGGGGUCGGUUUCGUCACAUUCCAACGUCUGAAAGAGGGAGGUGAUGUCAUGGUCGGCGAAGGUGAAGGGAGAGGAUAUAUCGAAGUAUGCGAUGGUUUGGGUACACGCGCAUUCAAAGUAUCGCACGGCGUCUGCACCAAAAGCCCACCAAGCCACCGUCACCGAGGUAGCAUUGCUGGAAUUUCCGACUCGCAGGUCCCGCCGUACAAUGGAUCGAUCCAAGGGACGUCGCAAGAUCCUGUUUCUGCAGCGACUAUGGGCAGGUCGCUCUCGAUAUCUGCAAUGCAAUCGCAGCCUGGAACUCCAGGUGGUACCAGACACAGUUUUCAUGGUCAGAGUCAUCCCUCACCGCACUUGCACGAUUCACCCGACUACGCUUGCGUUGUGGACAGCGCGGCAUACUUCUUACGAGACGAGCAAACACAACGCGAGGUUCUGAUAUUUGGUGAUGUCGAGCCUGACUCUCUAUCGCUCAGUCCGAGGACACAUAUCGUCUGGCAAGAGGCUGCGCGAAAGAUUGCACAAGGUGUCCUGGGUGGUGUCUUCAUCGAAUGCAGCUACGACGACAGUCAGGCCGAUCCAGUACUAUUUGGUCACCUCAACCCCAAGCAUCUCAUUGCCGAACUGCAGAACCUGGCCAGCAUGGUUUCCGACGCGAAAGCAGCGCGUGUUGCAGAGAAAACCGGCAAGAAACGAAAACGAUCGGAGCUUGGCUUUGUCUCUGCUGUAAAUGGACUGGAUCAUGCAAAGACAUCCCUUCCCGAAAGCGCUCAGAAGCGUAACAAGCAUCUAGCGAACACGUCAACACCGGAUGACAGACGUCGAAGCAGCGCUCCCGAUCAUCGCAUAUCCGAAAUAUCAAGCACCUCCACUCGAACAAACGCUUCUACAUCUCCCUCAAUAGAUUCCAUGAAGCAUUACCAAUUCCAACCACCCUAUAACGACUCGGAGCACAUUACGGAACCUGGGACCUCACCACGAUCCCUCGCUUUCCCGCGUUCAAUCGACGGCAUCGACAGCGCGCCUGACGAACUCCCGCUUACCGGCAUUCGAAUAAUCAUAAUACACAUCAAAGAUACCCUGAAAGAUGGCCCGCACGUGAGCGAAAAUAUUUUAGCACAGUUGCAAGAGCAUGAGGCAGGGCUGCGUGAACAAAGUCUGGGGUUGGGCUGUGAAUUCAUCAUUAGUCAGAGUGGUGAAAGUUAUUGGUUCUGAGCAAUUUGGGUCGGUGAUGCUCUAGCUUUUGGUGCAGAGUAGAGCAGAGUACUGUACUGUACUGUACUCGACGAACGAACGAACACCCGACCGACCGACCGAUUUGCUUUUUCGGGGGAUCUGCAAGCCUCGAAUAAAUACCCGGAUGGAUGGAUAUAUGUUUUUGAUGAGGCGUUUAAGCGGCGUGGUAUGAGAAGCUUUCAGGUUCCUAUUUUUUUUGGAGGGGGGAACGGCAUUUUAUGGGGACGGGCACAUGGGUGAAUGGAGAACCAUGUGGUUUUUAUUAUCAUCAUGAUGGGAGGGAAGGGCACGCUCACGCUGACAGGUAAUGAAAGGAGUACCGGUGUUUGGCGGCGUUGUGUUGUAUACACUGUGGUGUUUGUUGAUCAUGAGUUGUUGUUUACUUCGCCGAAUGUUUGAUGCCGGUGUAUAUAUUUUUUUCGAAUCUAUACAUAUGACUUUUG
This is a messenger RNA of Pseudocercospora fijiensis CIRAD86, 2603 nucleotides long. RefSeq lists its product as uncharacterized. The coding region runs from base 295 to 2139 and encodes 614 amino acids. The record is from RefSeq and is a predicted model, not a curated record. The transcript has a single exon. NCBI's taxonomy places the organism in Eukaryota, Fungi, Ascomycota, Dothideomycetes, Mycosphaerellales, Mycosphaerellaceae. Gene Ontology annotation, molecular function: 3',5'-cyclic-AMP phosphodiesterase activity; 3',5'-cyclic-GMP phosphodiesterase activity. Gene Ontology annotation, biological process: negative regulation of glucose mediated signaling pathway; cGMP catabolic process; cAMP catabolic process.